This is a messenger RNA of Pestalotiopsis fici W106-1, 1515 nucleotides long. RefSeq lists its product as uncharacterized. Bases 1 to 1515 code for a protein of 504 amino acids. Gene Ontology annotation, cellular component: nucleus. The record is from RefSeq and is a predicted model, not a curated record. The transcript is spliced from 2 exons. Gene Ontology annotation, biological process: mitotic DNA damage checkpoint signaling; protein phosphorylation. Gene Ontology annotation, molecular function: protein serine/threonine kinase activity; ATP binding. NCBI's taxonomy places the organism in Eukaryota, Fungi, Ascomycota, Sordariomycetes, Amphisphaeriales, Sporocadaceae.
AUGGCGACUUUGAGCCGGAGGAGGGUUGCCAAGGAACCUUUUCAGAUCCACGAGGACCAACCCGAAGACAUGGCGGAUAACCUCAAUGUCGGCUCGGACGAGAGCUACGCCCAAUCGCACUCCCAAGGGUUCCAAGAGAUCGACCGCGACCGUACCGAGGAAGAGGAGCAACAGGAAGACCAAGAAAAUCAAGAAGAGGAAGAGGAACUUGAGCAGGAGCCCGAGCAGGAAGAGGAAUGUGACUCUGAUUCUUCCGACGAGAAUGAGCCAAUCGACCUGACAGUCCAACACGAUAUGGAGAAGCUGACGCAGGCGUUUCCUGACUUCAGGAAAAACUACCGCUUGCUGAAGCGCAUUGGCGAAGGUACCUUUUCCACGGUGUACAAGGCCGAAGAUCUCCGUUAUGACCAGUAUAGCAAUAGCUGGGAUUUGGAUGCAAAGGACAGCCAUUGGGAACCACCGCCGUUGAAGCUCGCAUCCAAUGCCCGGUCCAACUCUAGAUCGUUUCCACACAAGAAACAAAGAAAGUUUGUGGCAAUCAAAAAGAUCUAUGUUACAUCUUCGCCUUCUCGUAUCCUCAACGAAAUCGAGCUGCUACAUGAUCUCCGCGAAUCAUUGUCCGUCUGUCCGCUCAUCACAGCCUUCCGUGAAUCGGACCAAGUAGUUGUCAUUUUACCCUAUUUCCGUCACCAAGAUUUCCGGAAAUACUAUUCGAAUAUGACGAUUCCUGAUAUUCGGGUAUAUUUGCGGUCUCUAUUUACGGCUCUUGCUGCCGUUCAUGAAAAAGGCAUUCUGCACAGAGACAUCAAACCGACCAACUUUUUAUACAACCCAGACAAGCAGCGCGGCGUUCUUGUCGAUUUUGGUCUUGCAGAGAGGGAGGGCACAGAUAACAAGCCUUGUCUAUGCCAUUUGGACCCGGAAUCGCGUAAGCAGCGGAUUCGGGCCGGGUAUGCGGCAAACACAUCGCAAACCGGAUCCCAACAUGGUUAUCCCAAGCACGAUACCCGACCUUCCAGGCGAGCCAACCGUGCCGGCACACGCGGGUUCCGUGCUCCUGAAGUCUUAUUCAAGUGCACGGAACAAACCACCAAGAUCGACAUUUGGUCAGCUGGUGUUGUCUUGCUCACCAUUCUCUGCAAGCGCUUUCCUUUCUUCAACAGCGCCGACGACGUUGAGGCCAUGAUUGAAAUCGCCACCAUCUUUGGGUCCAAGCGCAUGAAAAUAGCUGGUCAAUUACACGGCGCUGUUUUCGAGACUACAAUCCCCACCAUUGGAGAGAGGGGCUUCAGCUUUGAGAAAAUCAUGCUUUGGAGCACUUGUCGGAGUGAUGGCGUUAGCAAGGACUCAUUCCUGACGGAAGAGGAGAAGGGCGCGAUCAAAUUCCUGGAGCGAUGCUUGGACCUUGACCCAAGCCGACGCAUCAGUGCCGAGGAAGCUCUGCAGCACGAUUUCCUGCGGAUAGAUGAUGAUCCCGAGGGCGACCAUGAUGAGGAUGAUGUUCUAAUGGUGUAG